AUGCCCUCUUCAGCAUCAAUAGCACCGAAUGGAGUUGGGAUGCUAGGCCCCGGUGGUGUUGGUUUCGUCGGUCAAAGUGGCAGAUUUGGUCAUCCAACCUUUCAUAGUGGCACUUUGCCUGGCGGCGCCUCCACUGGACAAUUUGGUCUGGAGAGAUAUUCAGCAAACACGGCUUCCGGCCACUAUCAACAACAACAACAACAACAGCAACAGCAACAACAACAACAACAGAUGAAUGGCCAACAAGUGAUGGUGGGAAGCUUUUCUUUUGAUACUACAUCAAUAUAG
Messenger RNA from Protopolystoma xenopodis, 288 nucleotides. Lineage: Eukaryota; Metazoa; Platyhelminthes; Monogenea; Polystomatidea; Polystomatidae. The record is from the annotation of a GenBank genome assembly.